This is a messenger RNA of Boeremia exigua, 2655 nucleotides long. RefSeq lists its product as uncharacterized. Gene Ontology annotation, cellular component: endoplasmic reticulum exit site; COPII vesicle coat. Gene Ontology annotation, biological process: COPII-coated vesicle cargo loading; intracellular protein transport; endoplasmic reticulum to Golgi vesicle-mediated transport. The transcript has 3 exons. The record is from RefSeq and is a predicted model, not a curated record. Bases 1 to 2655 code for a protein of 884 amino acids. Gene Ontology annotation, molecular function: zinc ion binding; SNARE binding. Lineage: Eukaryota; Fungi; Ascomycota; Dothideomycetes; Pleosporales; Didymellaceae.
AUGGCGGAUCGCAAGAAGAAGGGCAGAUAUGCGGGCGCUGCGUACGAGUUCGGAGCCAACGCUGGACUGAACGCUGGCGGUGCGCCUCCCCCUCAGCCAGCUGUCCCCAGCUAUGGUGCUGCUGCGCCUGGCUAUGGCGCCCCAGCUCAGGGCUACGGCGCUCCAGCACAAGGAUACGGUCAGCCAGCACAGGGCUACGGCGCCCAGCCCGCAUAUGGCCAGCCCCCAGCCCAGGACCCCAACGCGCUGGGCCAGCAGUUUGGACAAAUGAACCUGGGCCCGCAGCAGGGACAGGCAGCACCGCAACAGCAGCAGCAAGCUACUGCCGCUUCGCAGAACCAAUUGUUCCCCUCGGACCUGAUCGCCCAGCCCUUCCACGUCUCCGAGCUGUACAACCCCCCGCCGCCCAUCAACCUCCCCGCCAACGCCGCCGCAACGCCCUCCGAAUUCGCAAACGAGUCGAGCAAGUACCUGCGCUGUACUCUGAACACCAUCCCGACCAAUAACUCGCUGCUGAAGAAGAGUAAGCUGCCGUUUGCGCUGGUCAUCAGCCCGUACGCCAGCUUGCACGAUUCGGAGGACCCUGUGCCGGUCGUCCACGACCAGGUCAUCAGUCGCUGCCGACGAUGCCGAGCAUACAUCAACCCCUUCGUUUCGUUCCUCGAUCACGGACACAGGUGGAGGUGCAACAUGUGCAACCUGACCAACGACGUUCCCCAGGCCUUCGACUGGGAUGCAGCACAACAAAAGAGCGUUGACAGGUGGCAGCGCCCUGAGCUCAACUACGCCGUUACCGAAUUCGUCGCGCCGCAGGAAUACAUGGUCCGACCUCCACAGCCGCUGUGCUACUACAUCCUUCUGGACUGCACACAAGCAUCGGUGAACAGCGGUCUCCUUGCUGUUAUCUCGCGUGUCAUCAAGGAGGCAUUGGAGAGGAUACCGAAUGCAGACGGCAGGACGCGUAUCGGUUUCAUGGCUGUCGACUCUAGUCUGCAUUUCUUCUCUAUCCCACCGGAUGGCAGUGAGAGCAACGACGCUCACCAGCUUGUUGUUUCUGAUUUAGACGAGCCGUAUCUUCCCAUGCCUACAGAUCUGCUCGUCAGCCUGAGCCAGUGCCGCAACAACAUCGAGAACUUCCUCGACCGCCUUCCCGCCAUGUUCCAAAACACACACGUCCCCGGCUUCGCGCUUGGCUCUGCUCUUCGAUCUGCGCACAAGCUGAUCUCUCCUCUUGGUGGAAAGAUCACCGUUGUUGGCGCCUCGCUUCCUAACGUUGGACACGCUGCGCUGACUCCGAGAGAAGACAAGUCCUUGUUGGGCACAGGGAAGGAAGGCAGUUUGUUGCAACCAGCUAACAACUGGUAUAAGUCGUUUGCCGUAGAAUGCUCUAAGAACCAGGUCUCGGUCGAUAUGUUCUUGUUUUCGUCCCAAUACCAGGACGUCGCGACACUCAGCAACCUGCCCCGAUUCACAGCAGGUCAAACAUACUUUUACCCUGGAUGGAAUGCUGCCAGGCAAGAAGACGUCGUAAAGAUUGCCAAGGAAUUUUCUGAUUACUUAUCUGCUGAGAUUGGUCUGGAGGCUGUUCUUCGAGUACGCGCCACGACCGGAUUGAGGAUGUCUGCCUUCUACGGAAACUUCUUCAACCGUUCUUCGGACCUUUGCGCUUUCCCCGCAUACCCAAGGGAUCAGGCUGUUGUGAUUGAGGUUGCGAUCGACGAGACGAUCAGCAAGCCUUUUGCUUGUCUCCAGGCUGCCGUUCUUCACACGACAUCGAGUGGUCAGCGCCGUAUCAGGGUUCUCACACUCGCAGUGCCCACAACAGAAAACCUCGCGAAUGUGUACGCCUCAGCCGACGCUCAGGCCAUCACUACUUACUUCACCCACAAGGCUGCGGAGCGUGCUCUGUCAAGUGGACUGGAUGCGGCUCGCGAUGCUCUGCAGGGCAAGAUCAUUGAGAUUCUGCAGACAUACAGAAAAGAGUUGGCCGGUGGUAGCAUGGGAGGUGGUGGCCUUCAGCUGCCGCAAAAUUUGCGUGCUCUGCCAAUUCUGUUCCUGGGUCUGAUCAAGAACGUUGGUCUCCGCAAGAGUGCACAAAUUCCCUCCGAUCUCCGCUCGGCUGCGCUCGACCUCCUGUCGACAUUGCCCCUGCGCCUACUUGUUCAGUACAUCUACCCGGCUUUCUACAGUCUUCACGACAUGCCUGAUGACGCUGGUAUUCCUGACCCCACCACUGGCCAGAUCACAAUGCCUCCUCUGAUGAACCUCUCGUCACAGUCUAUUGUCCCGUACGGCUUGUAUCUGCUUGAUGACGGUGUCAACCAGUUCCUGUGGAUCGGCCGCGACACUGUCCCAGCCCUACUUGGCGAUGUCUUCGGUGUUGAGGACCGCACCCAGCUGAAGCAGGGCAAAGCGUCCCUGCCAGCCAUCGAUAAUGACUUCUCCGAACGUGUGCGAGCAGUCGUCGAGAAGUCGGGUGAUCACAAGAGCAAGGGUGUUGGAAGCAUUGUCCAACCUUCAUUGUAUAUCAUUAAGGAAGAUGGUGAGCCGAGCUUGAAGCUCUGGGCACAGACAUUACUGGUCGAGGACCGGGCAGACCAGGGCGAGAGCAUUAUCCAGUGGAUAAGCAAGCUACGAGAGAAGGUUGUUCAGUAG